AUGGAGUUAUCGAAGGGUCGAUGGGAGGCCUGGAAUCAUGGACUCGGGAAGGAUGUUGUAAUGAGGCCCUCAUAUGGUGAUGAAGAAUUCCUUCCCCACCCACCUGCUUCGAAGCAGGCCAAAGAGAAGAAGAGGAAAGGGUCUCUGAGUUCCCCGGGCUCGAAAAGGAAGAGACCAGCGAGGAGGUCUAGCAAGCCCAUGGGGGACACCAGUGCUAUUUCUUCAGACUCAAUCUGCCAAUUAAGGGAUGAGUCCGAAGAAGAAGAGGAAGAUAAUUCUAAACUGGUGGCCCAAGUGCGGGCCGGUGUCACUAUACAAGAAGUUCUUGAACCGGCGAGCGCUGAAGUUGAAACAUCCCGACAUGAAGAGGUCGAUGAGAGAGCUCUAGCUGAAGCUUCCGAGCCAGAAAGGGUCGAGCCCAUUCAGCCCCAAGCUAGGGGGAUCGAGAAAGAGACCAGGGACGAUGGUCCAGCCGAGGCUGAAGAAUUCAAGAAGAUUAUGGACAUCGUAGCCUCAAAAAAGGAAACAGUCGAAGCACAACUGGAGUCGGUCGAGACCCAGCUCCAAGCUGCAAAAGAGAAGGCCUCGGAAAACUUAGCUAAUGAACUCGAAGUGGCCAGAUCUGAGGUGGCCGUGGCCAACACUAAAGCCGAUGCUAAAGUGGCUCAAUUUAAGGUCGAUGUCGAGGCCAUCCAGGCGAAGGCCAAGAGCUUGGUGGAUCAUCCAAAAUGGCAAGAUCAAAGGGAAGUCCUCGAGGGAGUUCAUGCUCAGGGCUUCGAUAUUAUGGCCGAAAUCGAGAAUACCAAAGCAGAGGAAACUAGCGCCCGAAAGCUAGCCUUUUCUGAGGAAGACUCUGACAGCUUAAGCGAGUCCGAAGACGAGGAAAAUCCCUAG
Molecule: messenger RNA, 894 nt
Organism: Nicotiana tabacum (common tobacco)
Lineage: Eukaryota; Viridiplantae; Streptophyta; Magnoliopsida; Solanales; Solanaceae
Source: RefSeq, a predicted model, not a curated record